Galeopterus variegatus (Sunda flying lemur) is the source of this 411-nucleotide messenger RNA. Its product is annotated as rho GTPase-activating protein 44-like. The record is from RefSeq and is a predicted model, not a curated record. Gene Ontology annotation, cellular component: postsynaptic density; cytoplasm; leading edge membrane. The transcript has 5 exons. Gene Ontology annotation, molecular function: protein binding; GTPase activator activity. Gene Ontology annotation, biological process: neurotransmitter receptor transport, endosome to postsynaptic membrane; positive regulation of GTPase activity; regulation of actin cytoskeleton organization. Lineage: Eukaryota; Metazoa; Chordata; Mammalia; Dermoptera; Cynocephalidae. The annotation marks the transcript as partial.
GGCAGAAAAGACUGAAGUUCUGAGUGAAGACCUUCUUCAGGUGGAGAAGCGCCUGGAGCUGGUGAAGCAGGUGUCCCACAGCACGCACAAGAAGCUCACCGCAUGUCUGCAGGGCCAGCAAGGGGCAGAGGCCGACAAGCGCUCUAAAAAGUUGCCUUUGACAACACUGGCUCAGUGUUUGAUGGAGGGGUCAGCUAUCCUGGGAGAUGACACACUUCUUGGGAAGAUGCUGAAACUCUGUGGGGAGACAGAGGACAAGCUGGCUCAGGAGCUGAUACACUUUGAAUUGCAGGUGGAGAGGGAUGUGAUUGAGCCCCUGUUUUUGCUGGCUGAGGUGGAAAUCCCCAAUAUUCAAAAGCAGAGGAAACAUUUAGCAAAGUUGGUGCUGGACAUGGAUUCUUCACGAACCAG